Bombus terrestris (buff-tailed bumblebee) is the source of this 5873-nucleotide messenger RNA. RefSeq names its product microtubule-associated protein futsch-like. The transcript has a single exon. The coding region runs from base 1 to 2961 and encodes 986 amino acids. Lineage: Eukaryota; Metazoa; Arthropoda; Insecta; Hymenoptera; Apidae. The record is from RefSeq and is a predicted model, not a curated record.
AUGGUCCCGUGCGCCCAGGGUCGCGUCAUCGUCGAAACGGCGCGUCCGGCGCUUCCGUAUUUCGCCACGUGUACCAGUUAUCGUCGACAAGUGGCGAUAACCAGCACCCCGAUCGAGAUAGCCAGUAUAUCUGGUACGUUCUCGAGUACCACACAGACCGAUCAACAGUCAACGGGUUCUGGCAGCAACAGAGGCGCCAUCAGUAAGAUCCCGAUGCUUCCGGCUCACAGUACCGCGGCCAGACCAGAAGACCUCGGCGUAACGCCCUGGUACCUCGAGGAUUACCCUACCAUAGAUUCCUCGCCGGGGCCCAUGGGCGAUCGGAGCUCGUAUCCCUCGUACUCGCACAUGGACACGGAAAUGAAGCCGGAAAGCACGUCCACGAGGAAUAGCAGCAUCGACAGCGAGAUACCACGACCUGGUCCAGUGAGUACCGCACCUAGGAAGGCGUACAUGGAUCUGAGAGACGCCAUCGCUCUGCUGGACGAAACCUGCCCGAACCAGGAGCUCAGUCCGUCCCUCACGCCAAGAACACCCAGGACCCCGUUAACGCCACACCCGAGGAAUAAACGGGCGCGAUCUAAGAGCAGCGACAACUCAUCGAACUAUAGCAGCGAGAAAUUAAACGAUCGAUCGUUCGAGAAAGAGGGUAAGGAGAAGAAGAGACCGUUUUUGAAGAAGAUCGGCAUCUCGAAGACGGAGGACAAGCCGUUCCUGGCGAAGCUUGCGCCUAAGAUAACGGGCAAGCCUUACUUGGAGAAAAUCGGGCCUAGCAAGGCGGUGGAGAAACCUUUCUUGGACAAAAUUGGCUCGUCGAAGACGUUGGAUAAAUUUAUAUUCGAUACUCCGCGUUACGAAAGGUGGAGCGUUAAGAAUGAAACGUGUGUGGAGGAAACAACGGCGAAGACCGAGGAAACGAAGAAGACGGAAGAGAGAAGGGUUCAGAAGAACAUGAGAGUGGAGCAAUCGUUUGACGUUCAACGUAGAAGGUCUGCUAAAGGUCCUUUGUUGAAGAUGUAUUCGUUCGAAACCGAAGAUCUAGAAUCGACUGUGCAAGUAAAGGAACUUCGUGAUCCUCUCAGAGGUGCUUCUUUGGACGAUGUCCUAGACUCCGGGCCUAGCUCUUUGCCAUUGGAUACUACCACUACGACGGAAGAGUCGCCUAAAUUGGAAACAAAGGAACGGGCUAGCAAUGGUGCUGAAUUGCUCAUGUGUCGUGUUACAACUAGCGAGGAAAUCAUUUUUACUAACGCAAGUGUCAGUUCUGAUAAAGAACUUAAUAGCUGGGACAAUUCACCAAGAAAAAGAUGGUUGCUGAAGAGAGAUCCAUCGACACCAAGAACACCUACUCAUCGAAAGGUGAUCCAGAGCUCCCAGACCGUUGAACAGACGCAAGAUAGCGUUCCCAAUUCGCCAGUGAAACGUCCAAUCUCAUCUGUUCUGCCAGAUCAAAAUGAAUCACAAGCUGACUCUUCGGAGAAAAAUAUUUAUUCGCCAAUGAAGACCAGAAGACAGACGUACGAGGACCUGCUGGACAGGGAUGGCAAGGAUCAGGGUGAAAAACCUAGCAAACAGGCGCAAUUUGAGAGAAGAGGCAUUUCUUCGGAUAAUCUUUUGUCCAAGGAUCGCUCUAUCGCUUCUGUUGGAUACCAAGAAAGAGACCAGGUCGAAAAAACUAGGGAAGCAUCGUCAGAGGAUUCUCUGGCGCAUAGAAUAGGUCAGGAGUAUUCCAGAGAAACGUUCAAACAGCUUCAGGAUAAGUUUAAGUAUCAUGAAAUUCCUACUGAAACGUACGCAGACUUCAAAAGACGCACAAGAGGCAAUGUUCAGAGCAUAAUUGGAAGGCAACAGGAACGACUAAAAGCGAAUAACAUCGUACCAGAUGCUCGUGACAAAAGUCCCAAGGAUCUUACAUCAAAAACGGAUGAAGCGUCAAAGUCAGUAAGUUCGACUCCCGCUAAGAUGGAAACAAAUUCGACUUCGGAAAGCAAGAACGAAGUGGUACGAGUCCAUGGAGGUACAGUUAGGUCUGUACUGAAGAAACAACAGGGAAUAGAUCACCCUAGUGAUCAAGACUCGGAUACUAAUUCAUCCAUAAGGCGACCAAAGAGAAGAAUCUUCCACGAGCCGUCACAAGAGACGAUGGACUUGCUGACUGAGCUAAGAAAGGUGAAGAGUUUGCUAAAGACGCCGUCAUGGGAGAAAGAGGAUCUUGAACUGGAUAAAAAACCAGUUCGACAGCCUAAGCGUAUUCUGUUGACUGACAAGGAAUUCUGUCUGUCUGUUGAACGGGAAAAUAGUAUUCGCCGUCCAUCGAGGGUGAUAAAUUCCCUAGAAAGAACAGAGGAAGGACAGCUUGAUAGGAAGCAAGAGGAAGAUCGGCAAAAAGAGAAGGAGAAAGAGGAAGAAACGAAGGAGUCCGAUGGAGGAAUUCCUGGCCCGGCUCUGUUUGAGAAGAAGUGUUUGUCGUUGGACUAUGCCGACGAGGAAAAACCACAGAAACCAGAAACUAGAGCUAUUUCUUUGGCUUCUGCCAGGAAUUUGCGUUCGGAGGUUGAGGAAGCGGUCGAUUACUCGGAUGUAGCGUUGAUAUGCGACUCCAAAAGCUAUACCUCCGAUGUUUUCAACACUCCAUCGGAUGAAACUAACGAGAAAGAGCGCGGUAGUGACUCGGAGAAAAACGUUCCGAAGAAUAUGAGCCAGAAUCACUGCGCUGAAGUCGAUAUCGCUAUUCCUAUCGAUCAAAAGGCAAGCAGUCCAAAGGGUAGGGUUCAGAUUCAGGGUAGGACUAGCGAUCUUUACGAGAUCAUAUCCCCGAGAUCAACGCCAUUCCGAAUACAAAAGCGACUCGGGAAGAUCUCUGUCGAGGAGACGGUCAAGCCGGAGAGUUUCACCCUAGGUUCUAAGGUCGACUGCCGAUCCACCGUUGCCCAGAAACGGACCAAGUGCUUCCCUUUAUAACGCACGCCGACCUGCCAGUGGGCGAAACGCUCUCUGACGACGUCCUAUGUUUGGCGUUCACUCUGAACGAAAUUCGAGCCGAGAAUAAUGGCAAAUCUGUUGGUCGUAUCGUUUAACUCUUCUGAUAAAGAUCGAUGGUGAGAUUGAUUCUGGAGACGAAUUGUAAUAUGGGUGGCUGUAGACUGCUUUCGAAUCCAUCUUCGGUACUCGAGUACUGUUUCUUCGCCGUUUAAACAAAUCUCUCUUUUUUAACAGUGAUCAUAAUGACAAUAGGUUGUUCCGGGAUUGGAAGAUGAUCAUUUGUGAGGAAUUUCUGAAUUCUGACAAGUGCUUCUGGUUAUUGAUCGUUAGAUGCAGCGAUUCCGCGGUUGUUAAGAAUAAAUUUAAUUUGAUAAAUAACAAAUGUGUUAUAAAAAAUUAAACGAUGAGUAUCAGGAGGGUUAACAUGACCUGGUGUACUGCCACGCCCUUAUCUCGCUCUCAAUUUCCAUCAGGGCGAAAAUAGCAAUCAACAUUCGCAGUUGUUCUUGGGGAUAAUCAUACGAACUUAAAUCCGACUCUCGUUUCUUUUUCCUUUCUUCUUUUACUAACAAACACAAUCAAAAAGUACAUAAACAGGACGAUAAUAUUUCCUAAGAAACUAUCGAGAAGAACUUAUCUAAAUUUUUGAUUUUCAAUAAAGUUAUGAUUUUCGGAACGUCCAUUUUCUCCAAGAUGCAAGCGAUUAGAGAUGGAGAGAAUUUCCUUAAAGCUCGAGAGUCGUCAGUGCUUCACACUUACGCAGAUAAUAUUCUAAAAACGCAUCCCGACCACUUUUUACCCGACGUUUCGCGAUAGGAAACGGCUCGAAGAAGCUCGACAGAUCGACGCGAAAUUUUCCACGCAGUGUAUUAUAUCCGAACAUCCGACAACGACGAAAAAACGGUGUCGCGCGCACACUUCCGCCUGUCGAGCAGUGCCUUGUUCGUGGAUAUAUUUAUUUAGACAAAAAUGAGAAAAAACAAAAAAACGAAGAAAAGAUUAAGCGAAAGAAUUACGAAGAAUCCUAUCGAACGAUAAUUAAGUGAAAAUGAAGAAAAAAAGAGAAAAAAAUCACAAAAAAAAAUAUAUAUAUAUAUAUAAUAUAUAUUCCGACUGCGGGCCGGAUUUUCUGAAUGGGUCCAUGGAGUUGUGCUUUCGAUUACGCGCAUCACGAAUGUUCUUCGACGAAUUUUUCAGAAAAAGAAAACUUUCACUAAGCUUCCGAAAUUAUAUAGGAAAGCGGAAUGACAUAGAAACGCGAAUUUGUACUCUUUUCAAAAAUCUAUUUGGAUCAAAAACUUCGUUCAAGUUAGUUAUGUUACUUGAAUUCAACGGAUUAGUAAUAAGACUUUAAGUUUGAAUUCAUACAAGUCGAGUUGCGUAACUUUCAAUUCGAUAAUUUGACUUUAAGGGAAUAUUUCUAAUGGAAUAUAGAGGAGGAAACAGUCGUGUAUGUAAAUGAAACGUUAAUUAUAUAAUUAUAAACAUAAUUUUUGAAAUCCAUAUAAUUGUAAACGUAAUUUGUAAUUUAUCCUGUGAUGUAUAUUGUAUAACGUAACGCAAAAUCAUCUCAAUGGAGAUUAAAGCUGUCCUAAUAAGAAGAAAGUAAAUGGUAUAAAAUCUCGCGUCCGCGAAGCAGCGAGGAAUUCGUUUUACUCGAAUUUGAAUUGUUUGAACGUAGGUAACUCGGCUAAUCUGAACGAAGUUAAAAGGACGAUCGUGAACAGAAGAGACUAGGAAAUCUCGCGAGAGAGUGCAACUCCCACGCUUGCCAAGCCUAUUCCCUGUUCGGCGAAGCGCGUGACGUUUUAACGACGUAAAGAAAAACAUAAUAUAUUAUAUUGUAUCGGAGAAUAACAGAUUGUUACGUUCCUCUUAUAAUUUUCUAGAGGUAGAUAGGAUUGAUAAACAACACUCAAUGGAAUAAUACGGAAAGUAAAGAAUAAAUGUAGAUAUAUAAAUAUAAAUAUAUAUAUAUAUAUAUAUAUAUACACAGGCAAAAACUACAAUGACACGUAAGGAAAAAAAAAGGAAAAAAUGGUACAUACUAUCGUUACUCCGAUGGAAUAUUUGUACGUAUUCUAUAUACUAUAUAUAUUAUAUAUAUGACUAUUAGAGACUAAAGCGAGUUGGUAUAUAUGUAUAUAUAUACUUGCCACGUGGUGUAUACGCGUAUGUAUAUAUAAAUAUAUAUAUAGAAGCGUAUGUGUACCUAAAUAGGUGUACUUGUACGGAUCCUAUAGUUGACGAAAUGUGCCAAACAAAGAUACGAUUUAUUGUAUGUUAUGGAGUUACUUUUAUAUACAUAUAUUUAUACAGAGGGUUUACGUAAAGUAUAUAAAACCCCGAAUUGAAGAUUCUUAACGUAUUCUAAGUGUAGAGAAACUCUGUCAAUGUGGUACGCGGCGUGAAAUACGUCGCGCCCUUCUGUUUAACCGAUGUACAGGAUGGUCCACUUAUUACGAUCGUUUCAAAUAUCCCUUUUAUAUUUAAGGAGAGAAAGGAGAAAUAUCCAUAAUACCGAUAAUACCAAUAGGCUGAAAAGUUAUUUGAAAUAUAAUUUACAAAAGGUACGAUCUAUCGCAAUUAAAUAUUCAUAUAGAAAUUCUUAAUUUCCACGUUUGUAAUUCAAUGUGAAAUUUUAAGCGAUUAACGCCAUACGAUUAUAUUAACACUGAACGAUUAAUUUAUUUACGGUAAUUGUUAAACAUUGCUUUUCUCAUUAAAAAAACUGCAACCAUCGAUAAUAAAAGAUAAUAGGGUCUUUUUCAAUAAACUGGUAAAAUUCUAGCUACAGAGUAUCAACCACGAGAAAGUUCAAAUUACAGCCAAUUUUAAUCGACGAAUGGACUCGCGCAAACCUAAGUUCAUCUCACGAGACAUUUGUCUUC